AUGGCAGGGUUGGCCAAAACGUACUAUGAUGCCAAGUUGCUGCCUGAUGCCAUAGUGUUCCGCCAAUUUGUCCAAGGGUUCAAUAAAGAGCACGCCCUGUGCCAUUUUACCGAUGCAGGAGAUGACAAGGAGGCAGCGGACAACAAGGUGAAAGCGGAGAUGGCGUUGUUCUAUGAUAACGUGCACUGCAAGCACAUCAUGUUAGCUGCUUCCGGCGAUAACAGCUACGCAGGCUUUCUGCGACAAUAUACCCUCACGGAUCAAGUCUCUUCUCGGGUCGUGCUAAUCGAAUCGAUCCCUUUCGCGAAUCAACUCGAUGUGCUCGCAAUUAAGUUCGAGAAGACGCACCUCCAGGGUCUUUUCCGGGACCAUAAGAUAGAGAAGAAAGCAUUGUUGUUCCACGAAGAAAGGCCCGGUCCACUAGGGGAUACGCCACCUGCAACUUACGCGUCCACCGUGAAGCAGCCGAACGGAUGGCAGGAGAAACAAGCGCCUGUCUUACCGAAGUCACCACUCAUAGACGGCGGGCAAGUCGAAGCAGGGCGGAGGAUCUACCAGAACAACAAAGGUCAGAGAGUCGACCAGCCGAUCAAAGCGGACAAGGCCACCACCUACAGGUUGAAACCACUGAAGCUCUGCAACCGUCACUUCCUGACCAAAUGCUAUCAUAACCCUUGUGGCCACAACCACGAAGGCAAGUUGACUUCGGUCGAGAUCGACGCUCUUCGCUUCAUUGCACGUCUGAGCCCUUGCCAAACGUUAUAUUGUGAAGACCCCGACUGUGUUUCCGGGCAUCGAUGUAUGCAGGGAGCGAACUGUGACAAAGGCUCCAGAUGUUGGUUUGGUGACGAGAUGCACAGGGUCGAUACCAAAAUAACUGGCUUCAUUACUGUCUGA
Molecule: messenger RNA, 897 nt
Organism: Cladophialophora yegresii CBS 114405
Lineage: Eukaryota; Fungi; Ascomycota; Eurotiomycetes; Chaetothyriales; Herpotrichiellaceae
Exons: 2
Coding region: 1-897 (298 amino acids)
Source: RefSeq, a predicted model, not a curated record